AUGCGUCCGCACCUCCUCUCCGCCCUGUGCAUGCUCGUCACGGGCAUCUACGCCCAGUCCGGGAACACCGGCACAGACACCGGAAACACCCUCUGUACCGGCGCGUGCACGGCGAGCGCCAAGGAGCUGUCGUGUGGACAGCUCGGGAAGCCCGAGGCAAGUUCUCACUACUUUUUCUUUCACCUUCUCACAGGAAAAGGAAAAGGGUUCAUACUAACCAGGCUACUGUCAACACGUCCGCUGCGCAAUCUACUCGUGCAAUAUAUUGUUGAUUUUCUGGAGUCUGGUAUCAAGACGGAUCCGGAAUAG
Aspergillus terreus NIH2624 is the source of this 309-nucleotide messenger RNA. RefSeq lists its product as uncharacterized. Lineage: Eukaryota; Fungi; Ascomycota; Eurotiomycetes; Eurotiales; Aspergillaceae. The transcript has 2 exons. The record is from RefSeq and is a predicted model, not a curated record. Bases 1 to 309 code for a protein of 102 amino acids.